GGCUGUGCAGUGGCUCAGGGUCUGUGAGCCACCGUGGGAGGCCGCAGGACACAGGGUCACCAUGGGGAUAGCCACCCAGGGUCCUCUCUGGGCUGCCCUCCUGCUCCCUCUCUUGGUGUUUGGGGUCCCCACAGAGGAGCCCACCUCUGGGGAGGUUGUAGCCUCCACCUCCCAGAGGGGCUGCCAACGGUGCUGUGACUCCCUGGCCCCUGCUGAUGCUGCAGAUGUGUCCCCAGCCUCUUCCUCUGCCCUCCCGUACAUCUUGCCUGAGGUCAGGCCCUACAUUAACAUCACCAUCCUGAAAGGUGACAAAGGGGACCGAGGUCCACUGGGUGCACCUGGGAAGCUGGGCAAGGAGGGUUCCCGAGGGGACCGUGGCCCACAGGGCACCAAAGGCUCUAAGGGGCAGGCGGGCAGCCCGGGUGCCCCGUGCCAGACGCGCUCCUCGGCCUUCUCCGUGGGCCGCAAGACGGCCCUGCACAGCAGCGAGGGCUUCCAGCCGCUUAUCUUCGAUACAGUCUUCGUGAACCCUGACAGGCACUUCGACAUGGCCACCGGCCACUUUGUCGCCCCCCUGCACGGCCUCUACUUCUUCAGCCUCAACGUGCACAGCUGGAACUUUAAGGAGACCUACGUGCACGUCAUGCACAACGAAGCGGCGGCCGUCAUCCUGUACGCGCAGCCCAGCGACCGCAGCAUCAUGCAGAGCCAGAGUGUCAUGCUGGCCCUGCUGCCUGGCGACAGGGUCUGGGUGCGGCUCUUCAAGCGUGAGCGUGAGAAUGCGGUCUACAGCGAUGACGUCGACACCUACAUCACCUUCAGCGGCCACCUCAUCAAGCCCGAGGAUGACUGAGUGCCUCGAGGUCACCCUUACAGCUGGGCAGGUCCCAUCC
Otolemur garnettii (small-eared galago) is the source of this 893-nucleotide messenger RNA. RefSeq names its product C1q and TNF related 6 (gene C1QTNF6). The record is from RefSeq and is a predicted model, not a curated record. Lineage: Eukaryota; Metazoa; Chordata; Mammalia; Primates; Galagidae. Bases 62 to 853 code for a protein of 263 amino acids. The transcript has 3 exons. Gene Ontology annotation, molecular function: protein binding.